AUGGAUGUUGACAUUUAUAAGACCGCACAAAGUGGUUGGGGCGUUCGAGCACUAUGUGACAUCCCAGCGGGCGCAUUCAUUGCCAACUAUGUGGGAGCACUGUUGACAGACAGUAUAGCUGAUGCUCUCCAUGGAGAGGACGAGUACUUCGCCGAUUUGGACCUCAACGAUGCUGUGGAAAACGAGAAGGCGACAACUCUCGAGAAAUGCGGAUAUCUGGAUAUGGGACUGGGUAGUUCGGAUGAGGAAGAGGAACAGGUGCAGUCAAAGAAAGACGCGGAAGACGAUGGAAUAGGUUCUGAUGCCUCAUCUUCGUCUUCAAGCGAGGAGGAGCAGCCGAAAUCAAAGCGUAGUAAACGUAAACGUAGGGAGGAGGAAGAAAUGAAUCGGCGAAGGAAGAAAUUGAAUGCAGCCGAGUUGGAGAAAAUUGAUGCUGCGCGGCUGUGGGUGAUGACACAAUGUUCAAAUGGGCGGACUAUUUUGGCGAGAACAAUACACUCUUCGUGGUAG
Ostertagia ostertagi is the source of this 510-nucleotide messenger RNA. Lineage: Eukaryota; Metazoa; Nematoda; Chromadorea; Rhabditida; Trichostrongylidae. The record is from the annotation of a GenBank genome assembly.